Molecule: messenger RNA, 234 nt
Organism: Colletotrichum tamarilloi
Lineage: Eukaryota; Fungi; Ascomycota; Sordariomycetes; Glomerellales; Glomerellaceae
Exons: 2
Coding region: 1-234 (77 amino acids)
Source: RefSeq, a predicted model, not a curated record
AUGACCACCACGUGUCCACCGAACCACCCGGUCGCUUUUACUUGCUCGACCCCAUCACACACGUACCGUACCGGAGCACGGGGAAGAGAGGUGUUAGAGCCCCAUUGCUCGUCUGGUGACAUGAACCUUGAGAAAGGGUCCAAUGAGCUCAAUUUAAAUCCUUCUAUGGCGGGGAUCGGGCACUACGGCGAAUAUCUCCGAGCUCCAAGGUCACGUGGUGCACAGCGACUCUAG